GAUCGUCCAAGUGCUAACAUCCGAUGAAAAUCGAGUCUUGAAGAAAGAACUCUGAAUUUACUAGAUGAAGAAUUUGGAACUUCGUGCAAGAACUCGGCAGAGUGUCAACUGGUGUAUGGCUUACUGAGGAUUCUGCUACAACCCUCUAUAGAGUAAGGAUACUGUAAUUCAAGCAAGUAUUGAUUUAAGGAUUUUUGUAGAAGCGUCUGACAAAAUUUGGCCACUUGACAAUUAAUCGAUGUCUAAGUUAACUGUAGAUGUUCUUACUAGACCUGAUGGAUAUGAUAUUAUUAUGAAAACGAUAAGAAGAUUUUUAAAUGGAAGUAUAUUUAUAUUUAUAAAGCAUCAAAUACAGCCGAAAUGGAUAGAUGACAUUUAGUGAUAUAUUGAUACAUAUAGCUAUCAUGUUUCAUGUAAAAUAGUAACAUAUUUCCAAUUCCAACAAUGUGUAUAAAAUCUAUAUUCUAAAUAUAAAAACGGAUAACAUUUAUAGACUAAUCAUAUAAUCUGAAAAUGUCAAUUCUCCAAAGAACUAAGCGACGCUUCUUAUUUGUAUGCUUAGUUGCAAGUGCUUUAAUGCUAACAUUUUCCUGGCAUCUCUUAUGGCAGUCAUACAAUCCAGCCAUCAUUAAACGAAAUAAAGUUGUGAAUGUGGAGAGCAGUGUACCAAUGGGAUCAGUAUUUCACACCAACGUAAGUGAGAUUUCCACUGACAAUACAUAUAAUUCACACAAUAAUAAUGAGUUCAUCAAUAAGAAAAAAAUCCAGUCUACCAUUAUAAGUGUUAGUCAGGAAAACGUUAACAGCAUUUCUCAAUUACCAACAGACCAACUACAUACAUUAACAAAUUUGAGUACCAUAUUAUCAAAGAAUUUAAAAGAAACAUUGACAAGGGCACAUAAUAUAAUGGAAAAACUCAAGACUGGUCUCUCAUUAAAUAUGAAUGAUCUAGAAUUUCUGGGGAAUUUGAAGAAACAGCUGAAUAAAAUACCCCUUAAUAGCUCAAGUAAAAUGACAUCUGCUCCCCAUUCUUUACCAAAUAAUUGGCAGAAGUACAACUAUCUGACUAAAAACAUCAAUAAAACCUUAGAUUCUACACAUAAAAUCCUCCAGAAUAUAACCGCAGCAGCUCCACAAGACUUUAAAAAUUUAGAAAUAGACAAACAUUCCUUAUCUAAUCAUAUAAAAUCUAGUUUUCAACAAGAUAAUCAUUAUGUAAACAGGAUUAAUCCUGAUUCGUCCAGAAAUGCAACCAAAAAUAUACGACAGCUUAGUGAUAUAAGCAUGGAGGAUCUUCAAGAUACUUGGAAUAAAAUGAAGAACAAUCGUCCAUAUGAAAAAGAAAAUAAUAAAUUUAAUCAAGCAGUGUUUUUACCCGAUAGUGAUUCAGAUACAGGCGAGACAAGCUCAGAUCGACCAGAUUUUUGUAGGUCGUGUUUCAGUUACGAGUUUCCUAUCAUUAUCAAUCAACCACGACUAUGCAAAACAGAUGAAACAAUCCGUCUGCUUAUGUUCAUAUCGUCUGCUCCAAAUAAACGUGAGGCCCGUGUGGUCCUUCGUAAAACAUGGGCAGCCAAAUGUAGAGAACGAGAUAGUAACAUGAAAUGUUUAUUUGUGAUCGGACGGUCUGAAGUUGACACGGACAACCAAAAUAUUAUAACAGAAAACAAAACAUAUGGUGAUAUACUUCAGAUAGAUUUUAAGGAUUCUUAUGGUAAUUUAACUUACAAAACAAUAACCAGUUUUCGUUGGGCGGCCAAAUUUUGUAGCAAGGCCAAAUAUGUGAUGAAAACAGAUGACGAUAUGUAUGUAAAUACCGAACUUAUUCCAACUAUGUUAGAAGUUGCACCAACUAAACAUUUUGCAGGAGGAUUCUGCUGGGGUUCCAGCAGUCCAAAUCGUGACUUAUCAUCAAAGUGGUUUGUUUCUUUUAAAAUGUACAGAAAACAAAGAUUUCCUCCAAUGUGUUCUGGAACGGGAUAUAUAUUGGGAAUGGAUGUAGUUCGUAAAAUUUUAGCAGCAUCUCACAAUAUCCCAUUUUUCCAUUUAGAAGAUGUCUAUGUAUCCUUGUGUUUGCAAAGAUAUGGAAUAAUGCCCUUAAAUAUUUUAGGUUUUAAUAAUAUGUAUACAGAAUUUGAAGCAUGUCGUUAUAGGAACUCAGUCAUGACAUCACAUGAAUUUCCUACAAAAAUGUUGGAAGAUUUCUGGCCUGUGAUUCAAGCGUGUCCUGCUAAAUCUGUGUCUCCUACAGACUUGUAUAUUGUUAUUCCAUAUCCUAUAACUGACUGAAAUUUUGUUAAUAGUGUCUUUUAUGGAUUUCAUUUGCUACAUGACCAUUAAAUGUUUUAAACAUAUCAUGAUAUAUUAUCAAAA
Messenger RNA from Patella vulgata (common limpet), 2373 nucleotides. RefSeq lists its product as uncharacterized. Gene Ontology annotation, cellular component: membrane. NCBI's taxonomy places the organism in Eukaryota, Metazoa, Mollusca, Gastropoda, Patellidae. Gene Ontology annotation, molecular function: hexosyltransferase activity. The transcript is spliced from 3 exons. The coding region runs from base 514 to 2289 and encodes 591 amino acids. The record is from RefSeq and is a predicted model, not a curated record.